AUGACAUGUGAAAGUAUUCUUAAAGAUACCAAACGAUAUUUGACACCGUUUGAACAGAAUGAAAUUAAAGAAUAUAGAAAAGUUUGGUUCGUAGGAAAAAAAGACAGUAAAAUUCGGGCAUUAACUACAUCUGAGGAGGCCAAGUCAUUUGAUGAUGACCAAGGAUUCUACAGACCAAGGAUUGGAGACCACCUGGCUUAUCGUUUUGAAAUACUGAGGGUGAUAGGAUCGGGAUUUGCUGGCAAAGUCCUCAAGUGUAAGGACCACAAGACAACAAUGCUCGUGGCAGUCAAGGUCUUUCGAAACACAUCCGAGGGUCAUGGUUUUGCGGAGGCGGAACUAAAAGUUUUAAAGACCCUGCAAAAGUUAGACAAGAGCAACAAAGCUAAUAUAGUUCACAUGAAGGAGUACUUUUACUUCCGCAACCAUCUGUGCAUCACUUUUGACCUCUUUGAAAAAGACCUCUUCAAGGCCCUAAUGCAGACCAAAAUGCGACGACUCCAUGACGGGGACAUCAGAAAGUACGCCACAGAUGUGCUUAGGUGUCUUCAAGUGCUCAAAGGCAUGAAGAUUGUUCACGGUGACCUAAAACCAGAAAACAUCCUGUUAGACAAGGAAAACAAUGCUGCAGUGAGCGAUUUUGGAGGAUGCAUUUUUUUGAAAGACCAUGGUAAACCAACGAUUUACACUCUACCGUACAUGUCUCCAGAGCUGCUCCUUGGCAAAACAUCUACCCCAGCAACUGACAUGUGGAGCCUAGGCUGUAUGUUGGCUGAACUCGACAGAGGCUACGCGCUCUUUAGUGGCCAUACCAAGGCAGACAUGUUCUACUCUAUCACAAGAGUGCUUGGCGUUCCACCAGUGGAAAUGCAGAUUGAAGCAAAUGAAAAGAAAUUCCGCAUUGGUAGCCCAGAGAUGGAAGCCUCAAAACACCCCAAAAAUACACUGGCAAUGAGGAUAAGGUCAAGCAAUCCAAAAUUUCUGGAUUUCAUUUCAUACUGCUUAGAAUAUGAUAUAAAGAAGAGACUCACACCAGAGCAGGCUUUGCAUCAUCCAUGGAUCCUAAAUGAAGACUUCAAUACUCUCAACCAACCAUCCAAAAGCAGCUUACUAAAGAGAGAGAAAAUGGCACCGCCACUGUUGCAGCCAUUGGUACCAUAUAAAUAA
Corythoichthys intestinalis (scribbled pipefish) is the source of this 1167-nucleotide messenger RNA. Its product is annotated as dual specificity tyrosine-phosphorylation-regulated kinase 4-like. The record is from RefSeq and is a predicted model, not a curated record. Gene Ontology annotation, cellular component: nucleus; cytoskeleton; cytoplasm. The coding region runs from base 1 to 1167 and encodes 388 amino acids. Gene Ontology annotation, molecular function: protein serine/threonine/tyrosine kinase activity; protein serine/threonine kinase activity; ATP binding. Gene Ontology annotation, biological process: peptidyl-threonine phosphorylation; peptidyl-serine phosphorylation. Lineage: Eukaryota; Metazoa; Chordata; Actinopteri; Syngnathiformes; Syngnathidae. The transcript is spliced from 12 exons.